AUGUUCGUUAUUACAUCGUCCUCAAUCAGUUCGUUAUUACAUCGUCCUCUAUCAUGUUCGUUAUUACAUCGUCCUCCAUCAGUUCGUUAUUACAUCGUCCUCCAUCAUGUUCGUUAUUACAUCGUCCUCCAUCAGUUCGUUAUUACAUCGUCCUCCAUCAUGUUCGUUAUUACAUCGUCCUCCAUCAGUUCGUUAUUACAUCGUCCUCCAUCAUGUUCGUUAUUACAUCGUCCUCCAUCAGUUCGUUAUUACAUCGUUCUCAAUCAGUUCGUUAUUACAUCGUCCUCCAUCAUGUUCGUUAUUACAUCGUCCUCAAUCAGUUCGUUAUUACAUCGUCCUCCAUCAGUUCGUUAUUACAUCGUCCUCCAUCAUGUUCGUUAUUACAUCGUCUCUCCAUCAGUUCGUUAUUACAUCGUCCUCCAUCAUGUUCGUUAUUACAUCGUCCUCCAUCAGUUCGUUAUUACAUCGUUCUCAAUCAGUUCGUUAUUACAUCGUCCUCCAUCAUGUUCGUUAUUACAUCGUCCUCAAUCAGUUCGUUAUUACAUCGUCCUCCAUCAGUUCGUUAUUACAUCGUCCUCCAUCAUGUUCGUUAUUACAUCGUCCUCCAUCAGUUCGUUAUUACAUCGUCCUCCAUCAUGUUCGUUAUUACAUCGUCCUCCAUCAGUUCGUUAUUACAUCGUCCUCCAUCAUGUUCGUUAUUACAUCGUCCUCCAUCAUGUUCGUUAUUACAUCGUCCUCCAUCAGUUCGUUAUUACAUCGUUCUCCAUCAGUUCGUUAUUACAUCGUCCUCCAUCAUGUUCGUUAUUACAUCGUCCUCCAUCAGUUCGUUAUUACAUCGUUUCGUUCGUUUACAUCGUCCUCCAUCAUGUUCGUUAUUACAUCGUCCUCAAUCAGUUCGUUAUUACAUCGUCCUCCAUCAGUUCGUUAUUACAUCGUCCUCCAUCAUGUUCGUUAUUACAUCGUCCUCCAUCAGUUCGUUAUUACAUCGUCCUCCAUCAUGUUCGUUAUUACAGUUCGUCCUCCAUCAUGUUCGUUAUUACAUCGUCCUCCAUCAUGUUCGUUAUUACAUCGUCCUCCAUCAGUUCGUUAUUACAUCGUCCUCAAUCAGUUCGUUAUUACAUCGUCCUCCAUCAUGUUCGUUAUUACAUCGUCCUCCAUCAGUUCGUUAUUACAUCGUCCUCGAUCAUGUUCGUUACAUCGUCCUCGAUCAUGUUCGUUAUUACAUCGUCCUCCAUCAGUUCGUUAUUACAUCGUCCUCGAUCAUGUUCGUUAUUACAUCGUCCUCCAUCAUGUUCGUUAUUACAUCGUCCUCCAUCAUGUUCGUUAUUACAUCGUCCUCCAUCAGUUCGUUAUUACAUCGUCCUCCAUCAGUUCGUUAUUACAUCGUCCUCCAUCAGUUCGUUAUUAUCGUCCUCCAUCCAUCGUUAUUACAUCGUCCUCGAUCAUGUUCGUUAUUACAUCGUCCUCCAUCAGUUCGUUAUUACAACGUCCUCAAUCAGUUCGUUAUUACAUCGUCCUCCAUCAUGUUCGUUAUUACAUCGUCCUCCAUCAUGUUCGUUAUUACAUCGUCCUCCAUCAUGUUCGUUAUUACAUCGUCCUCCAUCAGUUCGUUAUUACAACGUCCUCAAUCAGUUCGUUAUUACAUCGUCCUCCAUCAUGUUCGUUAUUACAUCGUCCUCCAUCAGUUCGUUAUUACAUCGUCCUCGAUCAUGUUCGUUAUUACAUCGUCCUCCAUCAUGUUCGUUAUUACAUCGUCCUCCAUCAGUUCGUUAUUACAACGUCCUCAAUCAGUUCGUUAUUACAUCGUCCUCCAUCAUGUUCGUUAUUACAUCGUCCUCGAUCAUGUUCGUUAUUACAUCGUCCUCCAUCAUGUUCGUUAUUACAUCGUCCUCCAUCAGUUCGUUAUUACAACGUCCUCAAUCAGUUCGUUAUUACAUCGUCCUCCAUCAUGUUCCAUCGUCCUCCAUCAGUUCGUUAUUACAUCGUCCUCGAUCAUGUUCGUUAUUACAUCGUCCUCCAUCAUGUUCGUUAUUAUCGUCCUCCAUCAGUUCGUUAUUACAACGUCCUCAAUCAGUUCGUUAUUACAUCGUCCUCCAUCAUGUUCGUUAUUACAUCGUCCUCCAUCAGUUCGUUAUUACAUCGUCCUCGAUCAUGUUCGUUAUUACAUCGUCCUCGAUCAUGUUCGUUAUUACAUCGUCCUCCAUCAGUUCGUUAUUACAUCGUCCUCGAUCAUGUUCGUUAUUACAUCGUCCUCCAUCAUGUUCGAUCAUGUUCGUUAUUACAUCGUCCUCCAUCAGUUCGUUAUUACAUCGUCCUCCAUCAGUUCGUUAUUACAUCGUCCUCCAUCAUGUUCGUUAUUACAUCGUCCUCCAUCAGUUCGUUAUUACAUCGUCCUCCAUCAUGUUCGUUAUUACAUCGUCCUCCAUCAUGUUCGUUAUUACAUCGUCCUCCAUCAGUUCGUUAUUACAUCGUCCUCCAUCAUGUUCGUUAUUACAUCGUCCUCCAUCAGUUCGUUAUUACAUCGUCCUCGAUCAUGUUCGUUAUUACAUCGUCCUCCAUCAUGUUCGUUAUUACCAAUAUACGCCGUCAUUUUCUCGGUGUCAUAGUUGA
This is a messenger RNA of Acanthosepion pharaonis, 2610 nucleotides long. The record is from the annotation of a GenBank genome assembly. NCBI's taxonomy places the organism in Eukaryota, Metazoa, Mollusca, Cephalopoda, Sepiida, Sepiidae.